UAUUGGCUGCGGGCCUUAUGCAGCUGCUUGUCAACAAGAUGGCCUUCCUCCUCCUUGCUGCUGCCGCUUGGACACUGAUUAUUUUGGUAUCCCCGAGAACAUACCGUAAAAGCUCGUGUCACUUCUAAAUAGAUAGCGGGAGAGCGAGCGCUCAGAGUCCUAACAAGGCGUACAGUCAGCUACACUUUGUCCAGACGACUGACAAGAGGCGCACAAGCCUCGGUAGCAGCCGUCAUCAUCGGACGAGCUUGAUAACAGAAAGUAGCUCCUGGCUAUUGUCGACGCUAGCUUAGCCUAGCUACGUGGACACGGAUAGUUAACUCGUGUCACCUGCAUUUAACCAGACCAACUAGUUUGGUCAGGGCGAAAUACAACGAGGAAACGUUUGUCAUCGACAGUUUCAGGGGCUGUCUGUUGAGACUGACGCUGCUGAGGUUGUAUGCCCAGUGUUGCCGGUGAGCUUGCCGACAGACAGUGCCCAUCAGGUCGGCACUGUGACGGGGAGCCCGACAAUGAGAGCUCUGGCUCUGGGUGUUUGCUGGCCAGCAUAGAUGCCGAUAUGCCCCGGUGGUCCGCAUCCUGAUGGACCGAGACACCUUCUCCCACAUCCGUCUGUGGUGCCCUCGCCCCUUUGGCACCUACUCCCAGAACAAAGCAAGGAGCCCGGGCUCAGGGGGCAGCAGCGGAGGCGGCGGUGGGACGGGGUCCCCCUCCCUCUGCAAGGCUGAGCCCUCUCCAGGUGCCAGAAGGACGGUGGAUGGAAGCGAAGAUGGGGGCAUGAUAGUGGGGGUUCAGGAAGAGAAUGGAGAAGAGGACGAUGUGGGCUCAGAGAACACUCCACCUGAAACUGAGCUCGUGUCCAGCUCUCUGACACAGAGCCAGGCCCCUCCUUCUUCUUCAGCCCCUCCUUCGCCACCCUCUUCUGGGUCCCAGAUGGAAGAUGGCCGCGUGCUGUUAGACACCUGGUAUGUCAUUAAGCCAGGCAACACCAAGGAGAAGAUAGCCUUCUUUGUCGCACACCAGUUCAGUGGAGCAGGCCAGCCCAGACCCAGCGCCAUGAAGGUUAAAGGUAACUGGGCAACUGACUGCAGUAAAGCCAAAAGACGAAGGCGAUGCUCAUCCUACGACCCUCCGACUCGCUCCCAAGCGUCAGAGCCGCACGUCAGCCAUGACUCCCCCGUCGCGCCUCCAGGCCCCGAUGAGCCACAUCUAGGAGGGGUGAGCGAGACAGACCUGCUGUCUGUGGCAGAGAUGGUUGCCUUGGUUGAACAAAGGACCGCCAUGGCCAUCCAGGGAAUUGUGGCUGCUCAUGGGAACCAACCCCACCACCAGCCCCCUACUACAACUACUACUAGUCAGGGCCUUACCCCCCACCAGCACACCCUCCUCCGGGGCACAAUGUCAGACCCCUCUCCUGUGGCGUUCGUGUCAGACAGUUCAAAUGGCCAGCCCUCCAAAGAGACCCAGGAGCCCUCGUCUCCCAUCCAGACAGACCAGGAGCUGGAGGAGGAGCAGCAGGAGUCAUGCAGGGUAGCCCAGACCAUUGCGCACUUUGAGUCCCAGAACUUGGAGAACCGGCUCCAUCUGGGUGCUGGACCUGCAACAGACUCUUCCACUCGAGACAGAGAAAAGGAGCGUAGGAGAGGAGGAGAGUCGGGCGUUGUAACCCCUCCUCCGCCCCCCAGCCACAGUCAUGGUGAGGUUAGGAUAGCUUUCCGAGUGUCAAAUCUGGACCCGCGGUCUCAGCUGGAGCCAGCUGGCAGGUCUCGCUGUAUGUUCAUGAGCUGUGGCGGUGGGGGUAACCAGGCAGCAGCCAGGGCCAAAGAGAAAAUCACCUGUGACCUCUACCAGCUCGUCAGCCCCUCAUCUAGAGACCCCAGUAGUUUGCUGCUCGCUGCCACAACUGCUGCCCCCAAAACAGAUGGAGACCUCCAUCACCCGGACAGGCAGGCCUGUGGCAGCCCGGACCUGACCCAGGAGCUUUCCUCUGGGGAGAAGAAAGCUGUGGGUAUGGGGCGAGAGCGAGUGACUGGCUUCCAUGUGGAGGUGGUGGUGACAGGUGCUGUGGACCAAUGUGUGUUUUAUGGCAAGGACAGUACAGAGAAUGUGCAGGAGGAGACGGUGUGUUUCGCUAUGCCGGGUGGGGGAGGGGGUGGUGGGGGUGUAGGCAGCUCCACGGACCCUUCAUCAGAUGAUCCCCCUCCUGGACAGCUCUUCUUCCUUCAGCCCCCUCGGGGCCCAGAGGAGGAUGUAAAAGGAACGGGCACUGGCAGUGGGUCAGGAAUGUGCUCUUUGGACUGUGCCAACAACAACAGUCCUGGGUCGGGUGUGGCAGUGGGCCCUGGGGAGCGUGCUCCUCGACCGGAUUCUCCCAGUGUAGGGGACGACUGUUCGGACCCUUCGCUCUGUCGCCUCUACCGCCAUGUGUCCCACGACUUCCUGGAGAUCAGAUUUCAGAUCCAGCGCCUCCUUGAACCACGCCAGUACAUGCUGCUGCUGCCUGACCACAUCAUGGUCAACAUCUUCAGCUACCUGCCGACCCGCUCGCUGGCAGCCCUCAAGUGCACCUGUCACUACUUCAAGGUGCUGAUCGAGACAUACGGGGUGCGGGCGGUGGAUUCCCGCUGGAAUCAAGACCCUCUCUACAGGGACGACCCCUGCAAGCAGUGUAAGCGGCAGUAUGAGCGCGGGGACGUUUCCCUCUGCCGCUGGCACCCCAAACCUUACCACCACGACCUGCCUUAUGGACGUUCCUACUGGAUGUGCUGCCGGCGUACAGACAAGGACACACCGGGCUGCCGCGUUGGGCUCCACGAUAACAAUUGGGUCCAGCAGCCUGCUGAUGGCUCUCAGCCCAUUCGCACCAAGAGGGAGGACAGGAGGGAGGAGGCCAGAUAGAGAGGACAGAGAACACCUCACACAUACCAACUAUCAUCUCCUCCUGCUCGCCUCCUUCCUUGUCCCUCUCAUCUGUGAGUAAAGAGAGGAGUACAUGGAGAAUUGGCACUCCAGGACUGUUUUUGUUUUUCUUUGCUCCAGCACUCCCCUCUCACACUUGCCCUCAGUUAGAGGGCGGUUGGGAGGUAAAGAAGGAAGAGAGGUGUGUCACUCUCCUUGCCUUUUGUGUUUCAAACCCUCCAGAAUCCUCCACUGUGCUCCAGAGUGGCGUCUUUUUUUUUUUUUAAAGGUUUGCAUACCGGGGUUGGGGUCCCCUCCUGCUGCUGUCAGACAGCCCUCUUUCUGCCUCUUACUCAUCCGGGUUUCUGUCUUAACUCCGUACACAGUCGUUAGGUAACUCAUGUGAAAACUUUGCAGUGUAUUUUGAUUGAGAUUAGCAUUCAUAAAGUGACGCAUAGAAAUGUAAAGCCCCAGAGCCUGCUUACUGUCCCCCCCCUCCCAAUACUUGUUCUGUGUUGUAUCACCAACCUCCACGUUCGCUGUACAAUGGUGCUUCGAGGAAUGAGCUGUGCUGAGUCCAACAGAUGUAAAAGUUUCCAGUGGUUGAAUGUUCAGCCUCGCUAUAGAAAUGUGAUUGUAUAAAGCAAACUUGAUUUUCCGUUGUACAUGAUCGCCAUUUGUACGUGUCCCGCGCUCGCCAUGCGUUUCUAUUUCUCUGAAUGUGCUGUAAUGUCGUACUAUGUUGAUUAGUCCCCUGAUGAUGCUGCUGAAAUCAUUGCCUGUGUCACUGACAUUAAUCCUGACAUAGCCAUACCAUUGGUUAAUGACAGGCACAGUCUCACCACACUCUGAGACCUGUUCUUGUCAUUGCUUCAGAGCGGACCCUAACCUUGCUGACCAGCCAUAAAGAGGAGUACUUUCUGGUUUACAGAGAAUUCUGGGAGAUGGACCAGUGGGAUUGAAUGGGAUUAAAAAAGAGAAACUUGAUGUCACUUUGGAAAGGCCUGAUGUCACUUUGUAUGGUUUGAUUGACUUUGCUUGUUUGCCAUUUUGGUUGUUUUUUUUGUUUUUGGUUUGGCUGUUUUAUUGGGAUGUGUGUCAGAGAAUGUUUGCUGUUGUAUUUGCUUUUAUUCUUGAGGACUGUGUUCUCCCCGUAUCGGUCUGUCACCCUACUCGACCUGCAAAGAUGUGUUUUUCGAAUACUCCAUCUUUGUUUUAACCUCCAGCUUCCCUUCCUCUCCACCUCCCCUCCGUCCUCCAAAUAUGGCAGAGAGGGCAGCGUUUGCCAAAGCCGUCGUUCAUGCUUCGAAGCGGGUGAAACCAACUACCACAGACAGCAAAAACUCUCUACACCAGCUUCCAGCCUUAAAAGCCCCCCUACCUCUUACCCACCCUGCAGGAGAUCGAGGUGUCAGAUACCUCACAGAUGAUCAAGAGUAUUGGGAGUUGCACAGGACCCUGUAAGCGUCUCAACUUAAGACGCUCGAUAGCCUCCACCCAGCUCUACUGGAUCCACCCAUAACUCUUCAGUGUGGGAGUGUAAGAUGAACAGUGCCUGGUGACGGCUCUGACUCUUCAUUCUUGGGAAAAAAAACCUCUUUCUGUCUCCACCACCCUCCUCAUUGCUGACCCCCCCCCCUGCAAACUGACAGACUGGACGUUAAAGAAACUGAUGUGAUGAAUGAUGCUGAAACUCUGCAUGGAGGUGGGAAGAUGGUUGGGUAGUCAUGGGAGAACUCUGUAGGUUCCAGACAUGUACAAUGCUAAUGGGAAAUAUCUGCUUAAAUAAAAACAGAAGUGAUGAUUAAAACUGGAAAUCUGAA
Messenger RNA from Larimichthys crocea (large yellow croaker), 4721 nucleotides. It is a transcript of the gene fbxo46, whose product is annotated as F-box protein 46. The coding region runs from base 583 to 2898 and encodes 771 amino acids. The record is from RefSeq and is a predicted model, not a curated record. Gene Ontology annotation, biological process: intracellular signal transduction. NCBI's taxonomy places the organism in Eukaryota, Metazoa, Chordata, Actinopteri, Sciaenidae. The transcript is spliced from 3 exons. Gene Ontology annotation, molecular function: protein binding.